UUUGUAUAUAUAUAUAUAUAGGAUCGACAUUCAUGUAUAACUUGUAUAUCUAUUUUCUUUACGUAUCUGCUUCGCAACAUGUAUAUUUAUCAAAUUUUUGGUAAUUGUGAAAAAUAGUGUACAGGUCUGCAUGCAAUCGCUACGGACUACGGUUGCUCUGUUGAACUCAUUGUUAAUUUGCGUUAACGUGAUUAUUUACAACAUUAAUAACAUUUGCUUCAAUUUGACUGAGUUUAAGGUUUUUCCUUUCUUUCUUUUCUAAUAUUCAGCUUCGGGUUUGAUCAUGGAGGCGAGGAGGUCAGGAAACUUUGAAGCCAGUGUCUGGGAUGACGAUUACAUUCAGUCCCUCACAAGUCCAUACACGGGGAAUAAAUACGUAGGUGAAGUUGAGAAGCUGAAAAAUCAGGUGGAAAUAAUGAUAGACGAAACCGCAGAUGAGGCAGACCAACUUGAGCUUAUCAAUAAUCUGCAGAGGCUGGGUUUAUGUAACCACUUUAAGGAUGGAAUAGCAAAGAUGUUAGACAACAUUUCUAAGGCGGAAGAUGACGAAUACAUGGAAAAGGACUUGCACGUCACAGCUCUCAAAUUCAGACUUCUUCGGCAAAGUGGAUAUCAUGUUCCUCAAGAGGUUUUCUGUAGUUUCAUGGACGAUGUAGGGAAUUUCAAGGCCUCCGUAUGUGAAGACGUGAGAGGAGUGGUAUCUCUAUAUGAAGCUUCGUAUUUAUCCAUGGAAGGGGAAAGCAUACUGGAUUUAGCCAAAGAUUUCUCACUGAAUAAUCUUAGUGGAAGAAUCGACCAAAUUAGAGAGGCGGAUGUAGCUGAGCAAGUGAGGCAUGCUUUGGAGGUUCCAUUACACUGGAGAGUGGAGAGGCUAGAAGUCAUAUGGUUCGUAGAAGCGUACGAGAGUCGAUCUGACGCAAACCUUACCCUGCUGGAGCUAGCUAAAUUGGCUUUCAACGUGCUACAGGCAACACACCAGCAAGAGCUCAAACUUAUAUCAAGGUGGAGUGAGGAAACCGGUCUGGCGGAAAAGUUGGGGUUUGCGAGGCACCGAUUGGCAGAGUGCUUCUUGUGGUCUCUGGGAUUUGUACCGGAGCCUCAUCUUGGAGAAUCCAGGGAAAUUAUGACCAAGGCUGCGGUGUUGGUCACCUUACUCGAUGAUAUAUACGAUAUAUAUGGAACAUUUGAAGAACUCCGAUUGUUCACCCACACAGUCGAGAGGUGGGAUAUUAAUUCGCUGGACAGCCUUCCAGAAUAUAUGCGGAUUUUCUUUUUAGCUCUCUUCAAUUCCGCGAAUGAAUUGGCUUAUCGCAUUAUGAGAGACCAAGGUCCCAACAUUAUCUCAAAUAUAAGGAGAAUGUGGGUAGAUUUGUGCAAAGCUUACCACUUGGAAGCGAUAUGGUUUCACAGCGGUUAUGUGCCAACCACAGAAGAGUACCUGAGUACAGCAUGGGUUUCCAUUUCGGGUCCUCUAAUUCUUGUUUACGGUUACUUGUCAACAAAUCCAAUAAACAAGAAGGAACUGCUGAGCCUAGAGCAGCAUCCUGGUAUCAUUCGCUGGCCAUCCAUGAUUUUUCGUCUCACAGAUGACUUGGGAACUUCAUCCGAUGAAAUGAAACGAGGGGAUGUUCCGAAGAUAGUCGAGUGCUACAUGAAGGAAACAGGAUGCUCUGAGGAGGAUGCUCGCAAGCAUGUAAAGCAUUUGAUGGAGGCGGCAUUUAAGCGGAUGAACAAAGAGAUACUAAUGGAGAAGCCCUUGAAGAAUUACGGCCUUACUGCCAUGAAUCUUGGACGAAUGUCUUUCUGCAUGUAUCAAUAUGGUGAUGGCUUCGGAAUUCCCCAUUCCCAAACCAAGAAAAAUUUGGUCUCGCUCCUCGUUCGCCCUAUGCCCUCAAUUUCUUAGCAGCUCAUUUAAAAUAUACUCAACCAAAUAAGGAAGGAGAAUCCUUAUGGGAACUCUAUUUCAAUCCAUUGAAUACGUACUUUACAUAUUUUCUAGUCAUGCUCUCUUGUCGCGUGAAUUAAGCAACCAUCUUUUAUACUAUG
This is a messenger RNA of Salvia miltiorrhiza (redroot sage), 2046 nucleotides long. Its product is annotated as exo-alpha-bergamotene synthase-like. Gene Ontology annotation, molecular function: terpene synthase activity; magnesium ion binding. The coding region runs from base 284 to 1903 and encodes 539 amino acids. Lineage: Eukaryota; Viridiplantae; Streptophyta; Magnoliopsida; Lamiales; Lamiaceae. The record is from RefSeq and is a predicted model, not a curated record. The transcript has 7 exons. Gene Ontology annotation, biological process: diterpenoid biosynthetic process.